GAAAGUUGGUCGAGGAAGUACAGACUAAACCCUCGCGUGGAACAAUACAUUUUAUCUAACAUGGAAAAAGUUGCUCUGGUGACAGGCGGUAAUCGUGGCAUUGGCUAUGCUAUUGUUAAGAGAUUGUGCAAAGAGUUUGAUGGAGUAGUUCUCUUUACUGCAAGGGAUGAGACUACUGGUUCAAAAAUCUGUGGUGAACUUAAUAAGGAAUUAAAUGUAACAAAUAUUCAGCACCAUCAACUCGAUAUCACAUCCCAGGACAGUAUCAACAAACUCUACACUCACGUUCAGAAGACAUUUGGGGGAUUGGACAUAUUGAUAAACAAUUCUGGUGUCUUGCUCAAGAAAACUGUGCCGUAUGUUGAAAGAGCUGAGACAACUAUAGAGACAAACUAUUUUGGAACACUGAACAUGUGUAAGAGCUUCUUCCCUCUCCUUCGACAUCAUGCCAGGGUGGUUAAUGUAUCCUCUGGGCUUGGAGACUUGCGUUGUGUUUCACCAGCACUGCGAAAGAAAUUUUCCUCCCCAAAUCUAACUGUUACAGAGAUUACAUCUCUCAUGGAAAAAUACAGGAGGGAUGCUAAGGAAGGGAAGGUGACAGAGAAUGGUUGGCCAGAUGAUUCUUCCUCAUUCACUCCAGCUUACAGCGUCUCCAAGAUAGGCGUAACAGCUAUGAGUAUGGUACAAGCAAGAGAAUUAAAAAAUGAUCAGCGUGAAGGAAUAUUGGUUAAUGCUGUUUGUCCUGGCUGGGUGCGAACUGACAUGGGUGGCCCUAAUGCAGAGCGAAGCCCAGAAGAAGGAGCAGACACUCCAGUUUAUUGUGCCCUUCUUCCCAAAGGAACGACAAGUCCUAAUGGAGAGUUUUUGCAAAACAGGAAAAUUGUCCCUUGGCUUCCAGUUCGUUGCCUAGACGAAGUACCCGGCUACGAGGAACGAAAGAACGACGUGGUGUUUUGCGGUUCAGACGCUCAACAACAUGUUGUAUUUUUCCCUGGUGAUGUUCAGGAUUAUGAAGAAAACAUGGAGAGUCACAGAGAUAAUAAGAAAUGGAAGCAGUGGAGUUUGGAGUCUACGGCGAAAAUAUUAGAAAGAAGAUUUCCAAAUAGCUUCGUAUGGGUCAUUCGUCCUUCAAGAUAUCAUCAGAGCACUUUCGCGUGUUAUCAUAACUUUGUUGAAGCUAACCUGCUCGGUGUCCCUGAUCAUACAAAUCACGAUUACGGAGCUUUGUUUCACUUAAGAGCAUUGCUGGAGUCUGCGGUGAAAAAGCUUUUAGAUGUCCCGAAAGAAGAGGAGGACCCCACGUUUGAUUUCCCAGUGAUUCUUGUUGGUUUUAGUAAGGGCUGUGUUGUUCUAAAUCAAAUUAUUUACGAGCUCUACAUGGUGUCCGCUGGAGUGGACUCACGUCUCAAUGAAUUUGCAUCGCGUAUUAGUGCCAUGUAUUGGUUGGACGGCGGCCAUAGUGGCGAGUCGAACCUGUGGGUAACAGAUGAAAAAUUUCUUUACCACCUGGCUACUCACGUGCCAAGAAUUCGUGUGCACGUGACGCCUUAUCAGAUCGGGGAAGAAACGCGGCCGUCGAUUAAAAAGGAGCUAAAGAAGUUUGAGGACAGUCUUCGUUCGCUUGGCGCGAAUAUCAAGGUCAAAUCUCAUUUUCAAGGCACGCAGCCAUAUCUCGCUUUCCACUUUAAACUUCUUGAAAGUUUUUAGUGGAAUUUGCAAAUUGAUUUGAAAUAUCUGGUUACUUAAACAGAACGACA
Messenger RNA from Pocillopora verrucosa, 1757 nucleotides. RefSeq lists its product as uncharacterized. The record is from RefSeq and is a predicted model, not a curated record. Gene Ontology annotation, molecular function: oxidoreductase activity, acting on the CH-OH group of donors, NAD or NADP as acceptor. NCBI's taxonomy places the organism in Eukaryota, Metazoa, Cnidaria, Anthozoa, Scleractinia, Pocilloporidae.